Molecule: messenger RNA, 939 nt
Organism: Medicago truncatula (barrel medic)
Lineage: Eukaryota; Viridiplantae; Streptophyta; Magnoliopsida; Fabales; Fabaceae
Exons: 1
Coding region: 1-939 (312 amino acids)
Source: RefSeq, a predicted model, not a curated record
AUGGAUGCAGCAAAUGGAAGAAUUUGGAUUGGUUGGAACCCAAAAUUUUGGGAUGUUAAAUUUGAUGCAUCUUGUGUCCAAGCUAUACAUUGUGAAGUGAUUCAUUUAAAUUCUAACAUUUGUUUUAACCUGGUUGCUGUGUAUGCAUUUAAAACCCAAGAACAAAGGAAGGGGUUGUGGAAAUUUAUUAAUGACAUAUGUAAUAAGACUUCUGGGAACUUGCUAAUUGGUGGUGAUUUCAAUAGUGUAUUGUUGGUUGAUGAUAGGUUGAAUGGUAAUCUGGUUACUCAACAGGAAAUUCAAGAUUUUGCAGAUUGUAUGCUCACUAAUAAUCUUUCAGAGGUAAGAACUAUAGGUGAUUAUUACACUUGGUGCAAUAACCAAGCAAGCAAUGACGGAAUCUAUUCUAAGAUAGAUAGGUUUCUUGCUAACACUAAUUGGUUACAUAGUUUCAGUAAUGUAGUGGGUGAAGUAUAUCCUAAAGGAGUAUCUGAUCACUGUCAUAUAAGCUUGGAUCUUGCUUAUCCUUCUUCCACUAGAAAUACCCCAUUCAGAUUUCUUAAUGUUUUGACUGAACAUCACAUGUUUCCAAGCUUGAUACAAGAAAAAUGGGGUCAUAAUCUACACUCUAAUCAGUUAAUAAAUAUAUGGUUCAAGUUGAAGGCUUUGAAGAAAGAGUUGAAAGAGUUAAAUACUAAGUACUUUCAAGGUAUUACCAAAAAAAUUGAAGAUGCGAGAAAUGCUCUGGCUACCGCUCAAAAACAACUUAACACUGAUCCUCUGAAUUCUGACUUCAUUGAAGUGGAAAAAGGUUGUAUGUCAUCUCUUGAAAUGUGGCGCACAAUUGAAGAAAAGAUAUGGCUUCAGAAAUCUAGAGCAAACUGGAUCCAACUUGGGGAUUCUAAUACAAAAUUCUUUCAUGCCUAUGUGAUGAGAUAA